Messenger RNA from Harpegnathos saltator (Jerdon's jumping ant), 6842 nucleotides. Its product is annotated as serine-rich adhesin for platelets. Lineage: Eukaryota; Metazoa; Arthropoda; Insecta; Hymenoptera; Formicidae. The coding region runs from base 299 to 6001 and encodes 1900 amino acids. The transcript is spliced from 18 exons. The record is from RefSeq and is a predicted model, not a curated record.
CAGGUUUAAGGAGACACAAUACACCGCGUAAAACCUUGCCAGUCUGCGAUAACAAUGGCAACACGGAAGGUUGGUUCCCAGGGAGUAGCAAGUUCUCGCUGGCACCGCGUCGAAUCGUGAUCGGAGCGCGGCGAGAGACGAACACACGAGACGCCAUAUUGAGAGAGGCGAGUGUUGACCGAAUGAACGCGCGGCCUAGGUGUUUACGCGGUUCCGGGUUAAAGUCGUGGUAAGUGCGAAUCGAUCCCGUGCUGUUCGCCUGGCAUACGCACGACGUGAAGACGUUGCGCCGUGUGACAUGCGUGCUACUCGAGCGCGGAAUACUGACAUGAGCGGCAGCGACGGCGAGGACGGACCGCGUGAGAGGAGCAUCACCGCUAGCAGCAACACCAUCGCCAGCGGGAAAAACGGCGAGCUCACGAUGGAAGACAUUCCAAUGGGAACGGCCGCGGUGAUAAGAAGGUUGCUUAAAAUAAACGCCAACGAGGAGCCGUUGUUCGACGAAGACGCCGUUGCCGUCGGCGACCACGAUUCCACGCGGAAGCGUCGCGACGCUAACGCGCCAAACGACCACGAGGACGGAGACGCGCGCGUCCUACACCCCGUCAUCACGGACUCUGUUCCGACCGGGUGUGCAACGGUUGAUGAUGAUUUGGUCAAUGCAUUCAUAAGAGGAUUAAAAUUGGGAGUUACUAUGGAUCGGUGUAGCCCACCUCAAAUAAGCACCGAAGCACUUAUCAAUUCAUAUACCUCUAUGACAGUCGUAGACAGCACAUCGCGACAUGGGAAAGAAGCCUGCUCAUGUGAUGCUUACAAAGUUAAAAGAGAUAUGUUUAGGGAAGAGUUGCAGAAAGCUAUGAAGUUCCAAAACUUAUGGACCGAACUGCGAAAAUGUAUACGUACUACCUUUAAUGCCACCUUGGAAAUACCUUAUGCAUCAAAUCCUCCAGAGUCCCAAUAUAGAUUAUCUUUGACUGAUAUGCACGAUACUGUUAUUCAAUUAUGUAAAAGGGAUCCUCUCCAACUUUUUAUGAGGCUAGUGAGUCAGGCGCAAGAAUUUGUAGUGGAAGUAAAAGUUCGUUUAUUAGCACUUUUACAUGAUCGUAGCAUACGCAAUUUAGCAGAAAUUUUUCUCACAGGUCUGUUGGACGAUUAUGACGCUCUUGUGUCGACAGCAAUACAGAUUUCAGAAUUAAUGAAGCCAUUGAAAGAAUACCUCUUCAAAUUUAAUUUGACAUGGGACUGUUUCAUCAAAAAACUAUAUCAGAUUUACGUUUACAAUGAUCCUUUAGUGCAGAAUAAUUUACCCACGUUUAUCGGCCAGCUGAGAAAACUUUUGCCGUUGAAAGAUACAAAAUACCAAGGUCUUGUUCAUAGAUAUUUAUCUUUCGACGACGAAAUGACAAGAAUCGGGAAUUUAUGGCCUGAAACGGAACCAUGGAUGGAUAAAUAUAAUGCAGAGCAAGCUGUUCGAAUGACAAGACUUAGGCAGAUUAGAGAAGCCUGGGAAUUGUUUUCAGCAACACGUAAACUUAUGGAACAUAACAUGUUAAACAAAACGUCUGACAUUGGAACUGAAAUGCAGGAAAUCCAUGGGCAGUUCUCGACACUUAUUGCGCAUACAUCCGAAAACGACAGCCGCCCUUCAAGUCCUGUACUUGACUUCAAUUCGGAUUCUAUAGCUAUGCCUCCUAGUAUAGAAAUAGUUCAAAUAUUAUUGGACGAUUGGAAUAAGGCGCAACAUCAAAAACUAGCAGACAUAGCUGGUGCGUUAACUGCUAGCGAAGUGGAUGCUGUCGGGCAAAAUGAUUCCAAUUGCUACGAUUACACUCGUAUAACAUGUCACCUUGCGCAAUAUGCCAUCAGGUCAGUUAGGACCAACAGUGACGAUUCCAGCGGUUUGGAGAAUGGAGUUGAGAAUGGAAAAGAAUGCGAUUGUCACUCAUGCAAUGAAACGGAAGUAGACCAUACGGCUGCGCAACGCAAAAUAGAAAAUGCCACGAAGGAGAAGAAUGCAAAUUCUCCUCCACCUCUUAGCAACGGAUUUCCAGAAGAAUCCGUGAACUGUACAGUGACGCAGAUCAAGAAGCUAGACAGUCCCAAUGACGAAGAAAUGAAGAAGAAAGAGCCAAGCGUGCGCAAUAAAGACACCGCCACGAAGACACCCGAACUGAAGCCUUGCUCUUGUGUUUACCAACACGCGAGAGAAAUAGCGGAAAGAAAGAAGGAAAUCCUGGAAAAUCCGCCUUGCCCUUGUCUUCUGAACUCGAGGCGCAAAUGGGACACGUGUCCUUGCUUGACCAAAUCUAUACAGCCCGCAACGGUUCUGGCGAACGGCCGCUCCAAAACAAUAUCGCCUGCUUCUGUUACGAAGACCAAUCCAGAGAUGAGCCAGAAACCCGCGGUAAAGACCGGCUCUACGCAAUCGGCGCAGACCCAGACGAGGCAUUCCACUACGCAAACACCUAGCACGACUCACAAUCACAACAUGCAUCAGGGUACCAUUCAUCCGUUCCCUCCUGCUCCACUGACGGAACUGACGAAAAACACAGGUGCAUCCUAUCCCAGAUUUUACAUGUAUAACAAUCAUACACCGCACGCAUGCCACAGACAAGCCAAUGUCGAGCACAUCAAGAGAGUGUCGUGUAAUGAUUUGAGUUCUGGAGACGGCGACUGUUCGGACUCGGUGAGCAGCCAGGAAGACUCGUGUUCCACCAGUAGCUCAGCGCAGAGAGAUGUGAAUCGACACUGCGACUGCUGUUACUGCGAGGUCUUCGGCCACGGAGUUCCGUCGGUCGCGCCGGUAAGUCGAAACUAUAAUGAGAUGCGGGAACGACUGCGGCAGCUGUUGACGAAGAAGAAAGCGAAGAAGUGCAAAGCUACCGGCUGUAGCCCACCGAAAAGCCCAUCGGAAUUGUCGCCUUCUAACGUCAAUUCCGAAUCUAAAGUCGCGGCAAGUUCCGUUCUCAGAUCGAACACUCCAAUUUCGACGGCGUCCACGGUUCAACAGGACCAACGGGAUCAACGGAAUUUGGAGGAAUUGUUAGAAUUUAUCGAAGGCAAUCAAAAUAGCAAGAAGGAUAAUAACAAGAAGGCUGAAAAGAAAGCGAGACAGAAGCAGCGGAAGCUUGAGGAAAAGUUGAAGAAGGAUAGACAAGAAGCUCAAAGACAAAAGUUGAUAGAAUUACAAAAGAAAACGCCUGAAGUAACGAUCACCGUUGUCGAUCCUAAGAAGCCUCCGCCUCGUCGAUUUUUGCCCCAGUGUGGUUUACCGGAAGUUUCUAUUCUGCCGACAUCUUCGCGGGUGUCGUUGCCCGUGAUAAAACAGUUGAACGACAAGAAGAAGGAUAAGCAGGAAGUUUGUAGCGACAGUAACAGUAGCAACGGCUGUAUUAGUAUUAAUCGUUUAAAUACAAAGACAAAGACAUCCUCCGCGAAUUUAAAUGCGAAAAACAAGAGUAUUAACAGUACUGACAAGUGCGAAAUACGAAGUACGAACUCCAACCAAGGAAAUAAAAAUAGCACGAAAAACGACAAAGUUGACUCCAACAAUAAGGGGAGCAAGCAGCCUGUCGCGAACGUUAAUGCCGUAUGUGCGAAAAGCGCUUCUACCAAUAAUACAGACAAGUUAUCCGACGUUGAUUUACUCGACAAGAAGUUGACGAAGAAGGAAAGGAAAAAACUGAAGAAGGAAAUGAAGAAGUUGGAGGAAGCGAAGGCGAAGGAGUCUGGAAACUCCGCACAAGCAGAGUCUCAGCCGCAGAUAGUGACUAUUAAGAGAGUACUCGAGUCGAACAGCGUCGAGCCGACGGUGACGAUCACUUUGAAGGGUCAGACACCGGCCGAGGACAAAGUUUUAUUCACACUGGUGAAUGGACAAACCAAGGAACCUUCCAACAAAACGGAGCAAGAACAGAACCAAGGUAACGGCGGGAAGAAGAAGAAGGUGAAGGCGAAUAAUAACAACAAUAACUCUCUGCAACAAGGAAAUAAGUUGCAACAAUCGAACAAUUCGAAGCAAACGCAACAGACGACGAAUAAGGCCGGCGAUGGUAAGAAUCUUAAGCAGCAAACGAAUAACGAAAAGUCGAAGACCAGCAAGCAGCAGGCGGAUGAGAAGAAAGCCCAACAACAGACCGUCAAUGAGGCGAAAAAUUCCAAGUCGAAGAAGGACAAGAAGAACACGGAAAACAAAGAGAACAUGCUGCAGCAGCAGAACACGUUGAACAAGACCAAGAAUCAGCAGAACGUCAAUAACAAGAAGCAGAAUAAGACGAAUACGCCUCCUCAGACACCGGUAUCGCAAAAGCAACAGCAGAAUCAUAACAUUGCGAACGAAUCCGCGACUGGUAAAAAGACGAAGAAGCAACAGCAGCAGCAGCAGCAGCAAGAUAAGAAUGCACAAUCCAAUUCCAGUAAAAGCAAUAAAAAUACUAAUAACAAUAGCGCCAACAAAGUAACAAAUAAGAAUGAUUCUCAGAAAAAUGUAAGUAAGAUGAAUCAAAUUACCGUCAAGCAACGUUCGCCUAUGGAAGUUCAAAACACGUGCUACGAACGGGUCAACUCACCGCUCAGCAGUCAAUUCAAGGACAUUGGUCCGAAUUCCAAGAUCGACAUCGAGAACCUGAAGCUGCCGCCAGGCAUCACGAUCACGAAGGUGGAUGCUCCAGCGAAACCGAUUCCGAUCAGACCCGCUCCCAUGCCAAAGCCAGUGAACCCACCCAAGCAAACUACUAUCAUUGCUGCGCCGAUGAGCGGCGUGCAGUCGAGUUACGCAAGCUCACAAGCUGGCGGAAACGUCAUAGUGGUGGACACGGGGAAGCUGAAGCAGGACCUGCUUCCGAAGACCAAUGAGAAAGAUCCGCCAAAAGAAGCGCAAGUUCUGGCUACCACCAGCAGUAAGAAGAAGAAAAAGAAGAACAAGAAUUCAGCGAAUUCAGCGAACAACAUGACGGCUUCUACGUCGCCGGUGCAAAGCAACGAUGCGUUCGCGAGCGAUCAUAAUGUAGUGGACGAGCCUGCCAGGAUACUGCACAAUCCUGGCACGAAUAUGGUGACUAUAAGAAAUCCGUCGUUCGGACCGAUGAAAGUGCCGCCGACGCAACAAGCCGCCAUCAUAAAGGUCUCGGAGAACGGUAUGGUGACGAUCCGAAGCCCUGCUCUGCAGCAGGCGAUCAACGCCGGCCUGACGUCCGCCCCCAGGCCGGAUUACAUCGUCAAGGGCGACAUGUCGUCUAGCAACAGGAUGUCGACGACGAUGGCGUCCGACGUGACGAGCACGAACGUAAAACACGCGAACGGCGUCCUACCUUCAAGCCUGGCAGAGCUACGCAGCCGACUGACGCCGACCGACUGCGCCUCCUUGUCCGGGCUAGCCAAUAUUCAGAUCAGCAAGGUAACGAACGGCCAACCGAUCCCGGAGAACGGAAUCAAUCUGAAGGGCACCAGCGUGACCCUGACGAAGGUGAAGCCGGCCGACGCGACUAUGGAGAACGUGAGACAGUCGAAGGGCGCAGCGAAGGAGGCGAUGAGUGCCUCGAUCACAGCUACCGGCAGCGGUGACGGUGGCAGUGCUGGCAGCUGUGGCAGCGGUGGUAGCGGUGGCGGAAAGAGCAAGAAAAAGAAAAAGCGCGGAGGCGGCGGAACGAGACAGUGCGGGGAUGACUGGAACCUCGUUGAGAGCGUAUUCACGCCCAAAGAUAUAGAGGAGGAGAUGGACGACGCUGAGAAGGAGCUGGAGGCUUUCAAGGCUUUCUGCCUGCAGUCGGUGCCGCCACCGCGCAAGGAGAAGGUCAAUCUCAAUCUCAAGGACAUCGUGUUCAAGAAGAAAUCCUCGUCGUCCUCAUCGUCGUCUUCGUCGUCGUCGUCGUCAUCGUCGUCGUCGUCGUCGUCGUUGUCAUCGUCGUCGUCAUCGUCGUCGUCGUCAUCCUCCUCUUCCUCGUCGACGACGGCGACAGCGACGGGGCCGACGACCAACAACGUGACUGAUCCGACCGACUGAUCAAUCAAAUAAUCUUGCGUCGUUGUCCAAUCGCAGUGCACAACCAACUGCCAAGCUCGCGGUCCGACGUGCGCUCCGGGACGACUCGCGUCCACGUCAACGUCGAUCUCACGCGCUCGUGAGAAGCUAUAAGCACGACGUCCGCGUAGGCGGGAGUGCAGCGAUUUUCUAGCGCGGGAAUGGUAGGGAAAGAGGCUCCUCCGCGACGCGCAUUGGGGAACGACGGCGAAGCGAUCGUCGAAGAAGACGAGUAGAAAGAACGCGAAUUCACACCGAGUGCGACUCGCGUUCUCGUCGGCUCGAAUAUCGUGUUCGUCGAGUGCGGACGAUUCCUGCGACGCAGCGAUUCGGCGAUUACUGAAACGCGGAAACUCGGACGAGAGAGAGAGAGAGAGACGGGAAUUCGGAGAGAGACGUGACGCGAAUGGUCGCCGAGCGACGACGACGUCACUGUAUAUGUGUUAUCGUUGAAUUAUAAUUAGGAAACGAAUUCCUAUGUCGCGAAUCGACGAUAAUUAUGUUGAUGAUGAUGAUAAAGAUGAUAAUGAUGAUAAUGAUAAUGAUAAUGAUAAUGAUAAUGAUAAUCGCGAUGAAAUCCUCGUACGCCUGCAUACACCGUUCCGCGACGGGAUCGGUGGUAUUUGUAAAAACGCUCGGCCAUGCCGAGACAUUAUAAAUAACGCAUCUGUCAAGUUGUAUAACUAAUAACGAGUGUCGUCGUCACUUCAUCGCGCGUAUGGCGGCCAGAGAGCCUCGCACAUCGCCGGUGGUUGACGAAGAGAUGCGUCACUCGACACAAUUAUACGCGUGCGAAAUAUAUAUAUAUACAUACACGUACAUA